Molecule: messenger RNA, 1046 nt
Organism: Cornus florida
Lineage: Eukaryota; Viridiplantae; Streptophyta; Magnoliopsida; Cornales; Cornaceae
Product: protein RTE1-HOMOLOG
Exons: 3
Coding region: 179-871 (230 amino acids)
Biological process (GO): regulation of ethylene-activated signaling pathway; response to ethylene
Cellular component (GO): endoplasmic reticulum; Golgi apparatus
Source: RefSeq, a predicted model, not a curated record
CCGCAUCCUCGGCUACCAAGCCGAAAUUUAUGGCUGCAACUUAGCGUUGCUUUUCCGCUUAAGUUUACUCGUAUAAGAAACAGACCUCUCAAAUCUGAAUAUGGGCUUACUCAGACUCAGAUUAGUCCGUGUUUGGAUUUAGAUUUUUCGCCGUCGUCAGUUUUUUACAGCUUUGGCAAUGGACCCAAAUGCUGACCCUGAUCACCACCUGUUGAUUGAACACAUUGUACCACAAACUAUGCAAAUCGAUCCAAGAAGAGCCCGGUUUCCCUGCUGCAUCGUGUGGACUCCACUUCCUGUUAUAUCAUGGCUGAUUCCUUUUAUUGGCCACAUUGGGAUAUGCAGGGAAGAUGGAGUAAUCCUGGACUUUGCAGGUCCUAAUUUUGUGUGUGUAGACAACUUUGCAUUUGGGGCAGUGACCCGCUACAUCCAAAUAAACAAAGAAAAGUGCUGCAUUUCUCCUUAUCCAGCUGCAUACAAAAGUGAAGAGGAAUUCAAUCAGGAAGAAUCUGGAAGCGACACGUUAACUUGGGAUGAUGCACUAUGUAAGAGCACGCAGGAAUUCCAGCACAGGGCUUACAACCUUUUUACUUGCAAUUGCCACUCGUUUGUAGCGAACAAUCUGAACAGGAUGGACUUUCAGGCUGGUGGGUGGAAUGUUGUGAACCUUGCAAUCUUGAUUUUCCUCAAGGGAAAGUGGGUGAGUAAAGCAUCUAUGGUACGAUCAUACUUGCCAUUUGUCAUUGUGUUUGGUCUGGGACUCACCUUCGGAGGAUGGACCUUCCUAACUUUCGUGGCGUUCUUCACUUUCCUUCUUGUGGGUUGGUUUCUACUUGGUACUUAUUGUUUCAGGAAUUUGAUCCAGUUGUAGUCUUUACAUUAUUUGUUUCUUAUGAUUUGUAGUUAACAAAAAUUUGUGGAUCUCAUAUGCGAUAUACCUGAGAUUACCUGCUUGUGGCAUCUUUUGGAUAGUUUAGAAUGAACAUGUUAAUGAAUAUCAUUCCUUUUUAUUCAUCUGCAAAUUUAUUUCAUCAUCAUUGUCAUCA